This is a messenger RNA of Triplophysa rosa, 3989 nucleotides long. It is a transcript of the gene mxra8a, whose product is annotated as matrix-remodelling associated 8a. NCBI's taxonomy places the organism in Eukaryota, Metazoa, Chordata, Actinopteri, Cypriniformes, Nemacheilidae. Gene Ontology annotation, biological process: cell adhesion; establishment of glial blood-brain barrier. Gene Ontology annotation, cellular component: membrane; cell surface. The record is from RefSeq and is a predicted model, not a curated record. Bases 119 to 1453 code for a protein of 444 amino acids. The transcript is spliced from 10 exons.
UAGUGCUGCAGACCGUUGCUGAUGUCGCUGGCCGACAAACAGCAAGUCUUCGACUUUGGGACACAUGUUUGUCUGCUGAAUCCAGACACUUUCUUUCCUUCAGUAAGAUCAACUCAAGAUGAUAUCGGACAUGAGACUGUGCGCUCCAUCGCUUUUCUGCUUUCAGCUUCUGGCUUUGAUCCACUUCAGCCCUGUACUAGGCCAAACUGAUGGCAGUGGUGUGGUGGUGGCCAUGUAUAACAUUAGCGCCCCCCAGGGAUCUCGGGCGGUACUGCAGUGUCAUAGUCAGCGCAUGGUGUGGACGCAAGACCGCCUAAAAGACCGCCAACGUGUAGCGCACUGGGAUCUACUCCGUAGUGGCCCAGAACAUGCGAUGGAACGUGUUGUAGAUAUGUUUUCUGCCGGGGACCAGCGCAUCUACAAUGGCUACAACCAGGGACGCAUUGGCAUGCCAAAGACUGCUUUCAUAAACGGCAACUUCUCAUUAGUAAUCAAAGAUGUUGUUAUGAGUGACAAAGGGAUCUAUUCCUGUAACCUGCAUCAUCAUUACUGCCACCUCUACGAGUCCAUCAAAGUGCAGCUUAAUGUCACCAAAUCAGCUCGUAAGGAGAGGAAGUUCUGGGACGGUCAGAAGGCAGUGUUCGUGGUUUUGUUGGGCAGCACUGUUGUCCUCCCCUGUGUUAACCGCCGACCCAUCUGGACUGAAGGCAACAGUCAGGAGGACCAACAGCAGGUGGUGCACUGGGACCGUCAGCCUCCAGGGGUCAGGCAUGACCGCGCCGAUCGUCUCAUCGACCUGUACGCCUCCGGCGAGAGGCGUCAUUACGGACCUUUGUUCGUUCAACGUAAGAUGAACAUAUCGGCCGCCGCAUUUUCGCAGGGAGAUUUCUCUCUCAUCAUCUCAGACAUUCAGCCACUAGAUCAGGGUCUAUACUCCUGCCAUCUCCACCAUCACUACUGUGGCCUGCAUGAGAGACGUAUCUUCCAGCUGACAGUAACCCCUCCCAUCCCUGAGGAAUCCACUGAUGAACCUCAAUACCUUCCCAGUGAAGACCAAAACACCAACAUGGUAGAAGUGCCACCACAUGUCAUCAAUGUCAUCUUGCCGGAGCAGAGAAAUCACUUCCUGCAACAGCUGGGCUACAUCCUGGCCACUCUCCUCCUCCUGGCUCUUUCCAUACUGGGUAUCAUUCUCCUCACACGUCGCCGAAAAAGACAAGGCCAAGAGUUUGAUCCACGGAAAGUUGAAAGCCAAACUCUGCCUACGGUAAAGUAUGUGAGCCAAGCAUCAUGUGUUAAAAAGGAAUGUGUCCCAGAGAUGAAGUUAAGGAACCAGGAAGAAACAAAGUUGGACUACAAGAACAAUCUUCUGAAAGAAGCAGAAAUGUCCAAACCGUGUCCCGCAAAAGCUGUUGAUCUAGACAGAGACAUAGAGAAGCCAUCUUGGAAAUAAGAAGCCCUUUGUCUCUGGCUGGUCCAGGGGCCGAUUUGAAAAAAGGAGAAUGGAACAACGAUGGGUGAAAGUUUGGCAAGAGAGAAAUGAUAGACAAACAUGGUUGUACAAUUCCUUACUUUUUCCUUUUUUGGCGACUCACCUUUUGAACAGUGACAGCAAUACACAACAGAGUCUAAAUUUCGGACAUGAGAUGUCAUUACAUUCAUCUAGAUUAUCACAUUUACAUGUCUUUAGUUGGUUAAAAGAACGUAUUAAAGCUAAAUUCUGUUUGAAUACCUGUCCUGAAUACAAUCUUAAAUAAAAUGGUCUUUGUUUUUUCUUUUCAUGAAAUCAUACUAGUUCAUGUACAUUUUGCCUAUUUGUUUACAUUUGUUUAUUGUUAUACGUCAUCCCACAGUAUCCUGGACUUCAAUUAAUGCAUCAAUUGUUUAAUAUUUUGACCUAAUUACUAACUUUUUACCACUAAAAAGCUACUUUCCUUUUUUAUCAAAGAAAACCCUCUUGUUAUCAAAAAUAUUUGGUUACUGUCUUCAUGUUUACUUUUCUGAUGACGAACUGCCUUUGUCACUGUUUAUUUGUAACUUCUAGCAGUUACUGUAAAUGUAUUUGCUUGUAUUCAUACAACUCUUGGCUAACAGACAGGUCUGCUUUGAGGAAACCAUUGUAAUAGACUGAUGCGACGGCAUCAAGGAACAUAUAAAACUGUUGUUAUGUAGCUCUGUAUAUUAUUUUUAUACAUGGAAGCAGCAUACGUGUGUUUCUGUAGUUUGCUUAAAAUCAUUGUUAUUAUGUAAUAUGUACAGCUAUGCCUUAUUCGAUUUUAAGGUAUAGGAAGCAAAGGUAGUGCUAGGGAUGCACCGAUACCGAUACCAAGCUCAUGUACUCGUAAUGACACACCGAUACCUCACGUGACAUACAUAGAGCCCUAUGAUUUCCGCAAUGCGGAAAACGCGGACGGAAUCGAGGAAUCCAGGCAUCUCCUAACAAGAAAUUAGCGCUGAACAGCUAACGUAACAGUUAACGAAAUAUUCAGAUACUGUUUAAAUAUGACAGAGUGGUGCGGUUGCGUGUACUGAACGCAUUGUGCUUGUGGAGCUUUCAGCGCCAGCGUUUCACUGCACGAGGACACGAACACGGCUCUCACUAAAUUCUUGGUGUUUCGAGUCUGACGUCAUCACGCAACAGUGUUUUUUAGGCGAUUUUAACAAUCAAAGGUAGUUUAGAUGGUUAGAGUAAGGUUAGGGUAAAGGUUUCGUAACACUUGAAACACCAAGGAUUUAGUCAAAACCAACAAACCACGCCCACGGAUCUGACUCGAAACACCAAGGAUUUAAUGAGAGCCCACGAACAUAUAAACAAACACCAUUUGCGGCGAUCCGUCAAAAUAAAAGUCCGCUUAAUUUAAACGCUCUUUGCGGCGUCCCGUCAAAAUAAAAGUCCGGUUGACUUGAACAAGUUAUAAUACACUCACAUUUUACCACACCACCCCCCUUAAAUUUUGUGUAAUUUGACCACAGAGUAUAUUGUUUACUUUAGUAAACUGAAGUAAAUGUGCUAGUAAAAUUGUGCUACUUAUCAUAAAAAAUAGAACUUGAUUAAAAAUCAGUACUUAAAUUUAAGUAGACCUAAAAACAAAAGAAAAAAGAAAAUGUACCAGUAAGAUACUGGUUUAUUAACAUUAUUGUACAUUAUACAGGCAUCAAUUAUAGGUAUUGGUAUCAGCGAGUACCAGAAAAGAAAUAUCGGUACUCGUACUCUGUCUUUAAAAAACGGUAUCGGUGUAUCCCUAGCUAGUGCCCAUUAUGUUGAAAAUAUGACAACUGCUCUUGUUAUUUUCUUUAAAGGGAUACUCCACCCAAAAAUGAACUGGGAGAUGAAGGGAUUACUCACCCUCAAGUUGUUAGAAACCUGUAUACAUUUCUUGGUUCUGUUGAAACUGAACCAUUUCUGGGAAAUCAUUGACUACCAUAGUUUUUUUUUUGUUCCGUUGAACACAAAAUUAGAUAUUUUUUGAAGAAUUUAGGAAAGCAAACCAUUUUAUGGUACAUUUUAAUUUGACCUACUAUGGUAGUCAACGAUGUCCCACAAAUUUCAGUUGCUAACGUUUUUUCCAAAUAUCUUUCUUUGUGUUCAACAGAACAAAGAAACUUAUACAGGUUUAUACAGGGUGAGUAAUUGAUGACAGAAUUUUAAUCUCUGGGUGGAGUCUUCCUUUAAUAUUGUCUUAGUAUGACAAUGAUUCUCAGGCUAAGACAAAAUAUGUUGGAUAGACCAUAGACUGCAUUAUUAUGGUACUGUACAUAAUGGAUUCUCAAUUAACAUCAUCCUUAACCAUUUUUAAUAUUGAUCAUCAAAUUUUCCAGACCGCUGCUGAUGUUUUCUCAUUAAAGCAGAAUAAAAUAAAUCUUUGAAUUUUCUCUGAAUUAUAAUCUGCAUGAUAAAACACCACAGAUUUACUAAUGUAGUAAAAUGUAGAAAAAAGCACACAAUAAACAUCCAAUGAUGUGUUACUAUUAAAAGAUUACUAGGAAUA